AUGAAGAACAACUUAAAUUAUAAAUGCAAUAAUUUGAUAUCAGAUCCUGUAAAUAUUUUUGCAACAAUAAUUCCAUUAUUCCUUAAAAUCAUUAAACAGCAACUAUCAAUUAAGAUUAAAUUUAAUAAUCAAUAUUAUGAAAACCUAUAAUAUCAGGUGAUCCAUCCAAUUAUAAACUUUUUAAGAUUUCAUCAACAGUCAUUUUUUAGUGAUCUCUCAUUAUAUCUAUGUAACCUAAUCUAAUCGAACCAUCCCAAGAUACUAUUCAACAAUUCUCAGAUGGAAGGAAAUUCUUUUUUGUCAAUUUCUUAACCAAAAUUUAUGACCAACUACAUGGAGCUUCACAUAAAUCUAUUUAUCUUUCAAUCUAUCUAAAGAAUUAUCUAUUUAUACUGAUCUCAAUUUAAAUUAAAC
Molecule: messenger RNA, 414 nt
Organism: Paramecium sonneborni
Lineage: Eukaryota; Ciliophora; Oligohymenophorea; Peniculida; Parameciidae
Source: the annotation of a GenBank genome assembly